AUGACUGCUACCUUCCUGAUGUCCAUGCUUUUUGGCCUUGCAUGUGGGCAGGCAAUGUCUUUUUGUGUUCCAACUGAGUAUACAAUGCACAUCGAAAGGAGAGAGUGUGCUUAUUGCCUCACCGUCAACACCACCAUCUGUGCUGGAUAUUGUAUGACACGGGAUAUCAAUGGCAAGCUGUUUCUUCCCAAAUAUGCUUUGUCUCAGGAUGUUUGUACAUAUAGAGACUUCAUCUAUAGGACUGUAGAAAUACCAGGAUGCCCACACCAUGUUGCUCCUUAUUUCUCCUAUCCUGUUGCUAUAAGCUGUAAGUGUGGCAAGUGUAAUACUGACUAUAGUGACUGUACACAGGAGGCCAUCAAGACAAACUAUUGUACCAAACCUCAGAAGUCCUAUCUGGUGGGAUUUUCUGUCUAA
This is a messenger RNA of Cynocephalus volans (Philippine flying lemur), 417 nucleotides long. RefSeq names its product thyroid stimulating hormone subunit beta (gene TSHB). Bases 1 to 417 code for a protein of 138 amino acids. The record is from RefSeq and is a predicted model, not a curated record. NCBI's taxonomy places the organism in Eukaryota, Metazoa, Chordata, Mammalia, Dermoptera, Cynocephalidae. Gene Ontology annotation, biological process: G protein-coupled receptor signaling pathway. The transcript is spliced from 2 exons. Gene Ontology annotation, molecular function: hormone activity. Gene Ontology annotation, cellular component: cytoplasm; extracellular region.